Messenger RNA from Cladocopium goreaui, 2157 nucleotides. The record is from the annotation of a GenBank genome assembly. NCBI's taxonomy places the organism in Eukaryota, Dinophyceae, Suessiales, Symbiodiniaceae.
AUGGCUCGGUUUGUGGCGUUGUUGUGGGUCUUUGCCACCACAAAUUCGCACGUGACGGAGUGGACUUCGCCACGGGAUUUGGCAAUUCUGCCGCCACCCAACAAGGUGGCUCUUGCCGAUGGCAACUUCUUGGAGUUCUUCAGCGUCAUUCCCAGUUUUGGUGAAGAUGGAAAUUUCAUUGCUUUCUUGACGAUCUUGGACUUGGCUGAGAAAGAGACUUUUGACGUGUUUUUGGAGGAUAAACAUGGACGCAACAUUGGACAGGUUCGGACGAGAAGAAAACCUGACAUGGUGAAGCAGUAUCACUCAGUCGCCUGUGCCCGCGCGCAUCUCCAGGAGCGGUUGGGGCAACCGGACACCGUGGAGGCCUUGCCGAAGUACGCCCACAACGCCCACGUGGCCUACGACGCCUGGUGGCAUUGGCUCAAGGACUUCGACCCGAAAACCGUUCGAAACCACAUCAAUUUGAACGAAUCGGUCGGAAUUGUGAAUCACUACCGACUUCCGAUCCGAGAUUCACAGGCCCAGACGUUCGACGACAAGUUGGCCGCUGACGCGCCUUUGCUGAAACAAGCUAUUGAACGACGAUUUGGCCAGAAACUUCCAGCUUUACUCCAGCGAUUCAGUGAGGUCUCCCCAGAGCAGCUGGAUGACAUUGAUGCCGACAUCACCUACGGAGCCUUGAAAUCUCUCUUGGAGGUGAUUGAAAAGCCUUGUAGUGUCGAUGGGGAAGUGCUGACCGGUCCACUUGGAGCUUCGAUCCGAUUUCACACCGAUGCUGCAGCCUUUGCUUAUGUUUGUGAGGCGAAGCUGACGGCUGAAGCCCUUGCCCAGCUGGAGGACGAAGGGGCCGAGGCAGCAGAGGCACCAAAGAAGGUCAUCCCGAAAGCGGUUUCGCGUGCAUCCAGGAGACGAGGCCGGGGCAAGGAUGCCAAGGAGGAUGCAAAGGAUGGCAAAGACGGCAAAGAAACCAAGGAGAGUUGGCUGAUGGCUUUGGUUGGCCUCCUCACAUUGAAAUCCUCGGCCCUAGUGAAGGGGAAGAGGAAGGUGGUCAAGAAGGGGGUGAAGAGGCAAGGUCCACCUGGAGCACCAACAGGCUUCACCAUGAAGUGGGACUGUGAAGCUGAGGAAUCACUGACCCCACAAGGAGAGGAAUCCAAAUUUGAAGACUUGAGGCUCUACCACGUUGGCACACCACACAACGAGGUUGCGAUCAUUGUCAUUCCAGACAUAUGGGGUUGGCAAUCACCACGAGUGAGACUCCUUGCCGACUUCGCCGCGAAAGCAGUGAAUGGCUACGCAGUGGUUCCUCGAUUUCUGGACAAUCCACCCUACAAGGAUGGCCCACAUGAUGACGGCGUGCCAGAGGAUUUUCGCAUCGAGAAUCUGGAAAUGUGUUGGGCCGGUGGUAUCCUCAGCGGCCAAAGGGCUGCUACCCUGGCCCUAGCACCACACGGGAAAGGAGAGUUCUUUCAGGUCAACGAGGCACAGUUUCCCAGGCAGACAGAAUGUGACGACUUCAGAUGCAUGCCCUAUGGCUUUGUGUGCACCGCGGACAUGUCUCAGCCCACAGAGCGCGAGGAAGUCCUUCGAGCAUUCAAUCGAACAGCGGCUUUCCUUCGCAAGUUUCUGUGGCCCUUCCCGCUCGGUGGAGGCUAUGCCUACCUGAGGUAUCUUUCUGGCAAAGGGGACGUGGAAGCCAUGACGAACUUGCUGGAGCUGGGCGUGCCUGCUGGAGGGAGAGAUAGCCAAGAUGAGGUUGAGCAAGCUCCAGUGAUCUAUGCUGCCAGAGAGGGCUUUGGUGCAGCUUGCAGGGUGCUGGUGCAGUACCAGGCGGACGUGAAUGAAGUGGGUGGGAUUGCUCGCGAGACAGCCCUGCACGUGGCGGUUCAGCACAACAAGAUCAAAGUUGUGCAGACUCUCCUGAACCUUCAAGCAGAUCCACACCUGCAAGAUGCCGCUGGUCAGGCUCCAUUGCACCGCGCAGUCCGUGAUGGAACUGUCAGCUGUAUUCAGACUUUGCUGGCCGCAGCUGCUCUGGUGGACCCCAGGGACACUUGCGAGCAAACUCCGGUGCACAUCGCUUGCUUCUUUGGACGAGAAGAGGUCGUCUCAAAGCUCUUGGCAGCGAGGGCAGAUGCAACAACCCAAGGGUGA